This is a messenger RNA of Gregarina niphandrodes, 1179 nucleotides long. Its product is annotated as EamA-like transporter family protein. Lineage: Eukaryota; Apicomplexa; Conoidasida; Eugregarinorida; Gregarinidae. The transcript has a single exon. Gene Ontology annotation, molecular function: antiporter activity. Bases 1 to 1179 code for a protein of 392 amino acids. Gene Ontology annotation, cellular component: Golgi apparatus; membrane. The record is from RefSeq and is a predicted model, not a curated record.
AUGAAUUACAGCAAAGCGAUUGAUUGGGCAUCACCAAUCGUGUUAGAGGCUUGGUCACGAGCGCGGUCGUGGCAGGACCGCGCCGUGCCCGUGGUUUUGUACGGCCUGUCCUCAGCGACGUUUUUGCUGCUGAACAAAUACAUCCUGAGACUGUACCCGAAGGGACUGGUGGUACUUGCCGUUCAGCAGACGCUCGUCCUGGUCGUGUACGUCGGCUUGGCGCAGAACCGCGGGUUCAGAGAGGACUUUAUGGACCCCAGCGUGCAGGACCCCAGCGUUCAGGCGCUUAGCGUAAAAAUGCGCAGCGUUCACCAGGGAGAUACAGACAAGACCGCGGCGGGGGCGGUUGGAGAGCGGCCGAUCACUCCAAGAUGCGGACAGGGCGCGGCGAGCGUGGCGGAUGUGGCAAAGCGGAACGCAGCAAAGUUGAGCACGGCGAAGGUGAACACAGCGAGGUUUCCUUUCCGGGUGUCUCUCCUCGUGGAUGCUUUCCCCAUAUCUAUGGCUUUCCUCGGCAUGAUUUGGGCCAAUGUCAUAUGCAUUUCGAGUUCCAGUGUCGGUAGUUACAUGGUCGCUAAGGCUAGUAGCCUCCUCUUUAACUUGGGUUUGUCUGUGCUGUGCUUGCCUAACUACCGAACAAAUCCCCUAAGUGUGCUCGGCUGCUUUGUCAUCUCGGCAAGCAUUGGGAUAUCCGCACCAGGCUUGCAGUGCGACCGGGUUGGUCUUUUCGCAGGACUAGCUAGCUCCCUAUCGCAAGCAGUAUUCAUGCUGAUGUCAGCUAGACUGGUCCAAAAACAAACGGGAUACACCCCCAUUACUCUUAUGGGGCACUAUACUCUCAUCACCACCGGUGCGCUCUGGCUGGCGAUCUCCUUCAAGGCCGCAGCAUCAGAUAGCCAACGAACCAGCCCCCCAGUCAUUCUGCUGCUGGUAUCUGGAGUGUUGAAUGCCGUUGUGGCCAUAUCAGCGGUAUGUGCUCUCAAAAAAACAGGACCUGUUACCCUCAAUGUGAUGGGCUACGUAAAAUCAUCAUUCCAGAUUGUUUGCGCACGCGUGUGCUUGGGAGAGAUGAUGACCCAAAAAGAGUUGCUAGGUGUCAUUACAACGCUGGCGGGCAGCACCCUGUACUCUUACGGUGUCGCCCAGCAUCAAAAGAAAAGCAGCAAGGCACACGACUAG